AGUGGGAACACAGGAAUUGUGAAAAUCACGAAAAGAGGCGCCCAGCCAAACAUUAUCGAUAUAGACACUUUCCCCUCCACUACCCACCGCCACCCAUCUCUCUCUUUCUCAAGAAAUCUCUCCUGCUUCCAACAUCAUCAUCUCUCUCUCUCUCUCUCUUUCUCUCUCUUCCUCAGUCGGACACACUUUCGCCCCCCUUGAUUUGAAGCUCAACCAACGCCCCUAACAGGAUACUAAAUCUUCUCAUAUAAUUUGCUUUCUGCAAUCUUUCAUCUCAUUCAUGGCUGUUUUAGCAUAUCUGGUGCUUUUUUUGGCUCUCACUGGUCAUUCAAGUGCUACUUAUUGCAUGUGCAAAGAUGGGAUGAAUCAACAAGACCUUCAAAAGGCGUUGGAUUAUGCUUGUGGAGCUGGAGCUGACUGUACUCCGAUCCUUCAAAGCGGUGCCUGUUACCAACCUAACACCGUAAAGAAUCACUGCGACUGGGCUGUGAACAGCUAUUUCCAAAAGAAGGGUCAAGCUCAAGGGAGCUGUGAUUUCUCAGGCACUGCCACCACUUCUAUGACUGCCCCAAGUAAGUCCCCUUGUGCGCGCACCAAACCCCCCCAACCCGCAAUCCUUUGUUUGAUUAAUUUUUUUUUACUAAUUCUGGAUCCUCAUUUCUUUUUUCGGGUGAUUCACAGCUGCGUCUUCUACCUGUGUUUUUCCUUCAAGUUCCAGCCAAGUAGGAACAAACAGUACAACGACGCCAUCAACAACUCCGACAACCACAACUCCAACUCCAAGCACAAGCACGACGCCCACAACCACAACUCCCUCGACCACCACACCCACAACCCCCUCGACCACCACACCCACAACUCCUACGACCACAGGCUUCACCCCUCCCACGGUCUACGGCGCAGGAAUCAGCCCCACAGGGAGUGGCACCACGAGCUACAAUGACAGUGAAGCCGUGCCUCUCAACAGAGGCAUUGCCCUUUUCAUCUUCUCGCUUGCACUGACGUUCUGCUCAGUAUUGCUGGGUGGCUGGAGGUGAAAAAGAGAAGUCACGGGAGGGCAUGAUCUGUGGAUUAGAUUUGUUCACAGCAGCAGGCGAGAUGAGAUUGAUGAUGAAGUGGGUCCUCCUCCUCUCCUAUGUCAAAAAAGCUGGGGAAUUUGAUUCCUUUUUCUGCCGUUGAGGGUGUAGAAGUGCAGAACCUGAUCUCUUCUUUUCACAUUUGCCUUUUUGUAUCUAGAAAGUUGUAGUAUUUAAAAAAAAAAAAUUAUUGGAACUUUAUUUUACCCCGGGGGAAUCUUUGGAUCUACCUAGUUAAUUUCUC
Messenger RNA from Juglans regia (Persian walnut), 1320 nucleotides. Its product is annotated as PLASMODESMATA CALLOSE-BINDING PROTEIN 3-like. NCBI's taxonomy places the organism in Eukaryota, Viridiplantae, Streptophyta, Magnoliopsida, Fagales, Juglandaceae. The transcript is spliced from 3 exons. Bases 281 to 943 code for a protein of 220 amino acids. The record is from RefSeq and is a predicted model, not a curated record.